Xiphophorus hellerii (green swordtail) is the source of this 4322-nucleotide messenger RNA. RefSeq names its product GTP binding protein 2a (gene gtpbp2a). Gene Ontology annotation, biological process: translational elongation. Gene Ontology annotation, molecular function: translation elongation factor activity; GTPase activity; GTP binding. The transcript is spliced from 12 exons. Bases 256 to 2088 code for a protein of 610 amino acids. The record is from RefSeq and is a predicted model, not a curated record. Lineage: Eukaryota; Metazoa; Chordata; Actinopteri; Cyprinodontiformes; Poeciliidae.
UAUUGUGACGUAGGUAGCUGAAAACUUAAAACGAUACAGCACUUCAGGGUUGGAGGUAGUGUUAUUGUUCGAUUUGAAGAUUUUGGAGGAAGCCGAGACUUUGCUAAUAUUGUGGAGAAUGUAAUCGAUAAUCAGAAGUGUGACCUUAUUAAAAUCUAGGCACACACAUGCCUGGCCUAGAUGCUUUUUUCCAUAUUACAGCAGCAUAUUUAGACAGGCUGAGGUAAGCUAGCAAGCUCGGUCCUAAAGAAGCCGAUGGAUGCGCGGGUAUCGGAGUUAUUUGGGUCAGCAAGCGGGCACAGCUCCGGUGGAUCUCAGGGAUCCGCGUCUAACCACAAGCCAGGAAAUGGCAACGGGGUUGUCUCGAAAAAGGCUGGUGCAAAGAGCAAGAAAGCAAGAACUCGAUUUCCUCGCAACUUCAAACCGAGCAAUAACACCCCAUAUCUACCCCCAGAGGCUGAAGAGGGAAACAUAGAAUACAAGCUAAAGCUGGUGAACCCCACACAAAACCGCUUUGAGCACCUGGCAACACAAAUGAAAUGGCGACUGCAGGAGGGUCGGGGCGAAGCCGUCUAUCAAAUAGGUGUCGAGGACAAUGGCAUGCUGGUGGGACUGUCAGAGGAGGACAUGAGGGCAUCGCUGAAAACACUCCAUAGGCUGGCCGAGAAAGUGGGAGCUGACAUUGCAGUUCUUAGAGAACGAGAGGUAGAAUACGACUCUGAUAUUCCUCGGAAGAUUGCUGAAGUUCUCAUACGAAAGGUGCCCGAUGAUCAGCAGUUCUUAGACCUACGAGUGGCAGUCCUGGGUAACGUGGACUCUGGUAAGUCCACUCUGUUGGGUGUUUUAACACAAGGCGAGCUGGACAACGGCCGGGGAAGAGCGAGACUCAACCUCUUCAGGCACCUGCAUGAAAUCCAGACUGGGCGCACAUCAAGCAUCAGCUUUGAGAUCCUCGGCUUCAACAGCAAAGGAGAGGUUGUAAAUUACAGCGAGUCUCGCACUGCAGAGGAGAUCUGUGAGAGUGCCUCUAAAAUGAUCACGUUCAUAGAUCUGGCUGGUCACCACAAGUACCUGAAAACCACCAUUUUUGGCCUCACCAGCUACUGUCCAGACUUUGCUAUGUUGGUCGUUAGCGCAAACACUGGCAUUGCCGGUACGACAAGAGAACAUCUGGGUCUCGCCAUGGCCUUGAAGGUCCCCAUCUUCAUUGUUAUCAGCAAAGUAGACCUCUGCACCCGAGCCACUGUGGAGCGCACGGUGCGGCAGCUAGAGCGGGUCCUGAAACAGCCAGGCUGCAACAAAGUGCCCAUGGUUGUUGGCAGCACCGACGACGCAGUCACAGCAGCACAGCAGUUCGCCCAGUCGCCCAGCAUCACACCCAUCUUCACCUUAUCCAGUGUGACUGGUGAAAGCUUAGACAUGCUCAAGGUCUUCUUCAACAUCAUCCCUCCUCUCAGCAACAGCAAAGAGCAGGAAGAGCUUAUGCAACAGCUCACAGAGUUUCAAGUGGAUGAGAUCUACACAGUUCCAGAAGUGGGGACAGUGGUAGGAGGCACUCUGUACAGUGGAAUAUGUCGCGAGGGGGAUCAUCUUGUAGUAGGACCCACAGAGUUGGGCCAGUUCCACAAGCUGACCGUUGGCAGCAUCCAAAGAAACCGCUCGGCGUGCAGGGUACUCAGGGCGGGCCAGGCUGCAACGCUUGCUCUGGGAAACUUCGACCGCUCACUAUUACGCAAGGGUAUGGUAAUGGUGAGCCCAGAGAUGGAUCCUACUAUCUGCUGGAUGUUUGAGGCUGAGAUUGUCCUGCUUUUUCAUGCCAAGACCUUCCACAAAGGCUUCCAGGUUACUGUGCACAUUGGAAAUGUGAGACAGACCGCCACAGUGGAAGCUGUUUAUGGCAAGGAGGAGCUGAGAACAGGCGAAAAAGCAGUGGUUCUCUUCAAGUUCAUCAAACACCCUGAAUAUUUGAAGGUGGGGGCUAAGAUGCUCUUCAGGGAGGGCGUGACCAAAGGUAUUGGUCAUGUCACCAACCUGCAACCCAUUUCCUAUCACUACCAACAUUUUCAAGGGCAGGAUGAGAAAGCCUGAAGUUUUUUGUUUAGACCAUCGCAGCUUUGAAAACUCCGUCCCAGCCCUAAAAACAAAACCCAAGGUGCUUUACGGACUGCAUCACACCUCUCAAAGGCCUUUUGGACCUCUGCUAGCAAAGUAAACAUCUGCUGCCGGAUCUUGUUGUUUUUGUCAACUUUUGUUGUUUUUUUCCUCCAAACCCUCCUUACCUCCCCUUGCUUGUUUUAUCUUCUUUAGACUUUGACAGUACUGAUAUUUUAAUUCCCGUCCCGGUUUUCAGGUUUAAAUUAGUUGCAAUUCUUGGCACUGAAACAUCACAUCCCACUGAAACGUCUUAAUUUUAAGGGGAAAAAAAAAAUCAAUCGAAUCAUUUUACAUCGGUGUUGAAGAGCUGCUAAUAAACUGGACUCCUAAAUGCACUCCUCACACACACACACACACUGAUCUGCACUGAGCACUGCCAGCGAUGGUUUCUCUGUGGAAGAACAAUUUUUCUGUUUUGCAAAGAAUGAGAUAUUUUGACAUGGUGUAAAUGGCAUCACUGUUGUGAAAUAAGUCAUCAUUAUCAGUGAACAACAGAAUCUGAUCUGCUACGAGCACAGUGCCUGAUAAACCAAGGAUCUUAGUAUUUAAGUAUAUGUAAAGCGUUUUAUUCACUCAAAUUGCCAUGAGAAUUCAGCUUUUUCGUAAAUUGUAUUUAGACUGCAAAUAUAGCUUCACACUGCCGACUCUAACAUACAAUCUAUAACCUGUGCAAUGGGAGAUGGAGUAACUUUAAAUUAGUCAUUUAAAGUUAUCAUUUCAGGUGUCAUUUAGCGAUCAUUGCAAAUCGAGAGAAAAAUGUUAAAAAAAAAAAAAAAUUCAGUCAAAGGAAACACUUUAAAGAGUUUAAAACUCAAACGUAUCACAGUUGAAAUUAGCAUUAUUUUUUAAAUUGUUGCCUUUGCUUCACCAUUUCUAUAUCAGAGUUUACAAAAAGACAGUAAACCCAGCAAACUUUGCAUUUGCAUAGUACAAAAUUUGCAUACUGUAAAAGUCAUGUGCUACGCUGGACAAACAGUCAGAUGGAUCUGAAUCACCAGCAAUGGCAUGUUGACCUGGCGGGUGGGGGAAAAAAAAGCAUUCAGGGUUGGAGGAAAGUCGACAGCUAAAACUGUUUUGCGAAAGCAUGACAGGCACACUUUCUGUAGACACUCGGUCUAAACAUCUACAAACAACCAAUUUCCUUUUCUCGUUACUUUCUACUCACACCAUAUCCUUUUGGUGGACUUAUUUAAGGAUAAAAGACGCAUUUGUGAGUGUCGGGCACAGCUUAUUAGAGUGAAGCAGAAUGCUGUUGGUGCUGCUGAAGAGGGCAUUUGGAGAAUGUAAAUGGGAGUUUAUGUAUAAACCUUGUUGAGGUUACGUGUCAGUCUGUCAAGAUUGCAAAGGUUUUCCUGUCACACCUGUUGGAAUCUGUUUUUAUUCACAAGUAAUGCCUCACAGUAGUAUGGUGAGAUUGUUAGAAUCCUCCCAGCUAUCACAAGUGCUUUAGUUACUCAGGGCAGCAUAUUAGUGACGGCGUUCCCUUUUCACAGAGCCACUCUGAGGUUUCUGUUGCUGUUUUGAGAGUUGGUGAUUUUGAGGAAAGCCAGAGAAUGAUAUAUUUUUUUCCCAAAGAUUUGUGUUUUGUUUAUUAGUGUGUGAAAAUGGCUUCUGAUGCAACUUUCUUUCAAAGCAACGAUAUUCGAGGUACUUGAUGUCAUCUCUUAAGUUACUGAUGUCACAUGCUUGGAAGGGAUUCAAACACAGUGCCUAGUGGAGCUACUGCCAGGGUAGCCUUCCAUCACAUCCCAACGUUUUACAGCUGAGGGACAAACACGCUUUGGUUGGUGCUACUGCUAGAAACAGGUUCUGAUAUUUCUACUUGCGUUUUUGUUCCGUAGCACCCACGUUGUUAAUGUACAAUUUACCUGCAAAGUCGAGAACAUGUGAUUAUAAAGUUCAACCAAAUCAUUUAUAGCAUUUAAUAAAGAGUAUUAGUAUGUUUUAAUGCAUUACAGUUGGAUAUUUUAGAUUUCUAAGUAGUUUGAGAUUUUACUGUUUUUAAUCGUUUCUAAUAUGGCACAUUUGUUUUCUCUUUUAAAAUCAAGUACAAGAUCUGUUUUAAUCAAGUUUAAAAUAUUUUGAUAAUUAUAUGGGUGAAAUGCAAUUUUUAUGUACAGAUCCAAUUUGUUCUGUGUUCAUAAAUAAAACCUAUAUUACCUCCUGAA